Molecule: messenger RNA, 2810 nt
Organism: Apis cerana (Asiatic honeybee)
Lineage: Eukaryota; Metazoa; Arthropoda; Insecta; Hymenoptera; Apidae
Source: RefSeq, a predicted model, not a curated record
GACUCAAAGCACUGUGGAAGACGCAUUGAUAAACCUAAGUUGCACAUAAGGCAAGAUAUUACUUCGUAUCUUUAUCGAAACGAUUUGUCGCAGGUUUGUAAAGUUCUGUCUCGCAGAUUUUACAGAUGUAAUAUUUAACAUAAGCUAUAGUUUGGUAAGACGUAGGCAAUAUUGUAUAAGUGUACGGUUAGACUAUGAAUAAUGUAAAUGUAUAAAGUUAUCGCUAUCGCUACGGAGAAUCGUAUCGAUUUUUGAAAUUUUUGAAAUCAAUCUGAAAUCGUUACACAUAAACAUGAUUCUCAGAAUUAAUGUUGUUUUCACAUUUCUGCGAUAAAAAAUUAAAUCGAGUUUAUCAUUUCCGAAAUGCAUUGGAUAAUAUUCUUUUAUUCUAAAUCUUAAUAUUUGAGAUAUAAUCUACUUGCAAAAUAAUAAUACUUCCUAAUGUAAAUGAAAGUAUCAAAAUAUAUGUAUUUUACGACAUUAAGAUGUAAAUAACAUUAUAAAUAUUCGAAUAAAAGUCAAAAAUCUUAAAUUUUAUUAGUUUCUUUUUCAUAUAAGCGCGCGAAAUUGGAAGUAAUCCCCACUCUUUGUCACACAUGCGAUCGGUAAAUUUCGUAAACAUUCGUGCGUUGUACUUCGGUCCCCACUACUAGUGAUCGUGAGUCUUCGUCCCCUUCGGGUUCAUUCGGAUUACCAAGCGCGCGUUCGCUUAGUUCACUUAGUUCAGUCGAGAAGCGUUUGCGUGUCAGAAGACAUCGUACUUGUUACAAUCUUUAUUAAUAAUCGCCACUUUGUCGAUAUCGUAGCAUGUGCCCACCAGUUCACAGUCACGUAUACGUUUACCUGCCGCAUCACCAACCCCACAAUAAACUUGUCUCUUACGGCUACCGUUAGGGUUGCUGUGACAUCAUAUCUAGUCGUGUCCUUUCCUCUUAGAAAAAACCGGUAACGCCAUUGUAAGGUCUGCAAGUUUUCCUUUCGUUCUCUCGUUAAAGAAUGUAUAUUCAGCUGUAGCUUAAACGAAGAAUCUCUAUUGGUGUGCAGUGAUAGUAUGAUUUUUUUUUGGAUAUUUUAGUGAAUUCGGAAUCGCGGUUGUAUUAGGUGGAUGAGUUCGCACGUGGUAAAUGGCAGUGUGCACGAGCAUCACAACCUCAAGCCACAUAUUUUCCGUCCAUAGUGGUGCUAUUUGAUCGAACGUAAACGACGAAGAUCAAGAAAAAGAAGAAGAAAUAAUACGAAAAAACAACACGCGCGAAAAAGAAGCAAUCGAGUGAACGGAACAGAAAGAUCGGGGACAAGAUACGAAAUUGCGAGAGCAGCCGAAGUCUGUGUAACGAAGAAGGAAAAACCGAGAAAGAAGAUAGAUAAAGACAGCAAUAGAAAUCUCAUUUCGACGAGUAACUAGCCACAAGCAAGAUGAGCUGCUGUACGAGUGCUCCGAUUGUAACCCAAACCUGUGAGACUCUUCUGAGCAAGUGUGAAAUCCCGAUCAUCGACCUCGCUCAUAUGGGGACUGAGAGAUGUCCUCAGAAGGGUGUCGUGAAGCAAGUGUCUUCGAAACUGGUAAGGGCGCUGUCCGAGAAAGGAUUAGCCUUGCUUGUCAACCAUGGCAUUCCGGAAUGCAAGAUGAAGGCGGCCUAUAGAGCUUUCGAUGCAUUCUGCGAACUUUCAGAAGAUAUUCGAACUAAAUAUGAGCGUAAUCCUAUGGGCAAUUACGGAUACGUGAAGCCAGGACCGUCAAAAUAUACUGAUGAAAAAGAAGCUCGACAUGUUUUCAAUGUGAUUGGAUGCGGAGGAACUCUUCCGGAUGAAGAAGUGCCUGGUUUCAGAUUAGCAGUCAACGAACUUGCUCGAGAUUUUAAACAACUGUCUGCUAUGCUUUUAACUGCUCUGGCCGUGGGCCUAGAGCAAUCCCCUGAUUUCCUGCUCUCGAAGCACUCGCGCAUGCUGGAAUCUGGAAACGAAUCAACUCUUCGUCUUCUUUACUACCCUCCUCUUGGUGCACCAGCGCCAGGAUUGGCUCGUUGUGGCGCUCAUUGUGAUUAUGGAACUUUCACUUUAUUAGCACAGGAUUGCGAAGGUGGGCUAGAAAUACAAUCUCCAUAUGGAGAACGAUGGGGAAGAGUUGGUCAUCUUCCAGGCGCUAUUUUGGUGAAAACUGGCGAUAUAUUAGCAAAUUGGACAAACAAUCAAUUACAAGCAUUAAGACACAGAGUUGUUGUACCAGAACACUGUGGUCGAGGUCGUCAUUCCAUUGCAUUUUUUGUGCAUCCAGAUACUAACACUCCUAUUGAGCCUUUAGAUACAAAAAUUGUAAAAACUAAUCAAGAACCAGCUCCAUGUCGUUUACAGAAAAAAAAACGCGGUGUUUUGACUGCAUAUCAUCAUAUUCAACGUCGUCUUCGAGAAACUUAUGCUUCUUAACACUGUUCAUAAUUAUAUGUUCUUAUUUUUAGAUAAAAUAUUUUAGAAAAAUUAUUAUUGAAAUUUGUACUGAAAUUUAAAAUUUUGAAAUGUUUAAAAUAACAUGAUUUUAUAUAUUUGAAACAUUAUAAAACAUUAUAAGUUUCCUUUUGAAAGAAAUUAAUUCACGAAUAAUUGACUAUAAAUAAUAUGAUAAUUUAUAAUAAAAUUUGCUUGUUUAUAUCUGUUUCAAAAAAAGAACAAAAAUUUGAUUCAGAAAAUGAUGAAAUAUGAGAACUAAAAUAUCGCAUCACACAAUAAUAAAGAAAUUUGUACUUACAUUUUGUAAAAAUGCAUUUUAUACAAAUAAUUUAAUUUCUCAUUAAUAAAGUAGAAGACAAUCCAAU